AUGUCACCGGAGCGCUGUUACCGGGGGUCUGCAGCCCCACAGCUUGACCACAACAGGUCCCCGAUGGCCACCAAGGAGGCUGAGGGGCAACCAGCCACCACGGAUGGUGACGAGCCCAAUGGCGGUGACAACAUGGGGCAGAACCACGUGGAGAUUGGGGGGCAGCAAGUAUCUGAGGAGCCCCCCGAUAUCUAUGGGGAGAACUUUAUGGGGAGCACAACGUUGGUGACCCACGAUGAGGAGAAACCCUACAAGUGUCCCCAUUGUGGGAAGAGCUUCAAGUGGCCUUCAGGGCUCGUUACCCAUCAGAACAUCCACACUGGGGAGAAACCCUACAAAUGUGGGGACUGUGGGAAGAGUUUUAGGUUGAGGUGGAACCUCAUCAUCCAUCAACGGAUCCAUACUGGGGAGAAACCCUAUAAAUGUGCUGAUUGUGGGAUGAGUUUCCAAUGGCACUCGAGUUUGAGGUGCCACCGACACCUCCACAGCGCCGAGAAACCUUAUAAAUGUGAUGAUUGUGGGAAGAGUUUUCGGUACAGUUGGUUCCUCAUCAAACAUCAAGGUUCUCAUACCGGUGAGAGACCCUACAAGUGUCACGAGUGUGGGAAAAGAUUCACCCAGAGCUCAGCUUUGAGUUAUCACAAACGAACUCACGUCGGGGUGAAACCUUACAAGUGUGAGGAGUGUGGGAAGAGCUUCAUGUGGCCUUCAGGUUUGAGUUCCCAUCAACAUACCCAUGAGAUGGAGAAAUCCUACAAGUGUGAUGAGUGUGGGAAGACUUUUCGAUACCGUUGGUCACUCGUCACCCAUCAAAUCAGCCAUAGUGGGGUGAAACCUUACAAGUGUGAGGAGUGUGGCAAGAGAUUUACUCACAGCUCCACCGUCAACCGUCACCAACGGAUCCACACUGGAGAAAAACCCUACAAAUGUGAGGAAUGUGGGAAAAAUUUCACCAGUAGAUCAUCCCUCGUGGUCCAUCGUUUCACCCAUAACUUGGAGAAACCCUACGAGUGUGGUGAUUGUGGGAUGAGCUUCUCAUAUAGUUGGUCACUGGUGAAACACAAGCGCGUGCACACUGGUGAACGUCCUUAUGAGUGUGAUCAAUGUGGGAAGAACUUCAGCCAGAGCUCAUCUCUCCUCUACCAUCGACGGACACACACCAAGGAGAAACCCUACGGGUGUGAUGAGUGUGGGAAGAGCUUCAGAGAUCAUUGGUCCCUCGUCAAACACCGACACGGACACCUUGAUGAAGGUCCUUAUGAGUGUGAAACAUGUGGGCAAAGUUUCACCAGUAGAAAAGCUCUUGGGAGUCACAAACGUGUCCACACCCAGAAGAAA
Messenger RNA from Antrostomus carolinensis (chuck-will's-widow), 1338 nucleotides. Its product is annotated as zinc finger protein 664. The record is from RefSeq and is a predicted model, not a curated record. The transcript has a single exon. Lineage: Eukaryota; Metazoa; Chordata; Aves; Caprimulgiformes; Caprimulgidae. The annotation marks the transcript as partial.